GGGGAGUGGUAAUGUACGUGAUCCCGGAAGUACACCCAAGCACGCAGAGCAGGAGCAGCGCGUGAGUGCGACGGAGAACUGACAGUCAGCGGAGAAAGGUGACUGACUAGCUGUAGUAGAAAGCUAGCUAACCAAAGCUUCAUGAUAUCAUGGCAGCAACUAUCAAUCAAGCAAGGUCGGCACUUUCAAAAAUGUUUAACAGUGAGCGGUACAGCCACUUCACUCUGCAGUCGGACGAAGAGGGAGACGAAGGGAGCCACGUGGAGGUGAGACUGUCUGAUGAUGAAGUAGAUGACCACGCCCCCACUGAGCAGGUGGGCCAACCAGGAGACUCGCCCUCAUACAGGCCCCGCCCACAGCAAAACAACCGCAAAGUGUGUUAUCUGUCUCUUGGAACCCUCUUCAUCUUCAUCAUCGGUUAUCUGAUUGGCUAUGUGAGCCACCACUCUCCCCACAAGGUGCCAAUCACUUGUGAUUCUGAGCAGGAAGUAGGCGUAGCUGAGGAGGCUGUAGUAGAAUCCUCUCUAACCUGGAAUGACAUCACCAGCUUGCUGGCACAAAAACUAACUCCUGACGCCUUCAACAGCAGACUGAGUGAUGUUGAACAGCCAGAUCACGUGGCAGGGAGCAGUGCAGAUGGCAUUCUGGAAUAUCAUGUGUUUGACAGCUUUAAGAGUAUGGAGAUGGAGCCCUGGACUGACGUACACUAUGUCCAACUACAGACAGCCAACAGUCAGAAGCCAAACCGUGUUAUGAUUGGCCAAGAGGAGGUGGGCCAGCCUAAGGGCUAUCUGGCCUAUAGUGCCACAGGAAAAGCUCAGGGCAAGGCGGUGUAUGGUAACUAUGGGAGUCAAGAGGACUUGAUGCUGCUACAGACUCUGAAGGUUGAGCUGAAUGGCACUGUGAUUCUACUGAGAGCUACAGGACAGAUCAGCCUGGCACAGCAGGUGGCUAAUGUAGCAGCAUUGGGAGUAUCUGCUGUGUUGAUUUACCUCGACCCUAAAGACUACAAGUUCCAACCAACUACUGAACUGUACGGACAUGUCCAUCUAGGUUCAGGGGACCCCUUCACGCCAGGCUUCCCCUCCUUCAACCACACCCAGUUCCCUCCCACUCAGUCUUCUGGUCUGCCUACUGUACUGGCCCAAAGCAUUACUGCUGCUAGUGCUGCCAAGAUACUAACGCGUAUAGGUGGGCUUGAGUCCCCUCUCAGUUUUAAAGGCUCACUGGAGAAUGUGAAGUACACCCUGGGAGGGGCUAGUAGUGAAGAUGUUACUGUGGAGGUGAACAACGUGCUGAAGGACACAGAGAUCCACAACGUCUUUGGAGUCAUCAAGGGCUUCACUGAGCCAGAUCAGUACGUGUUACUGGGGGCUCAGAGGGAUGCGUGGGGUCCAGGCUACGCUAAAGCCACUGUCGGGACCACACUGCUACUGGAGCUGGCUAGAGCUGUGUCUGAGAUGGUGCACACAGAUGGUUUCCGUCCCAGGAGGAGUCUGGUGUUUGCCAGUUGGAGUGCAGGAGAAUACGGCGGUGUUGGAUCUACAGAGUGGCUGGAGAGUUUCUUCUCCUCUCUGGACAGAAGAGCUUUCACCUACAUCAGUCUGGAUGGAGUGGUCACUGGCCAUGGUGAAUUCAAAGUGUCUGCCAGUCCCCUACUCUACAGCCUUCUGGAAAGCACCACGAAGGAGGUGAAGAAUCCCAUUGGUUUUGGAGAGUCUGGGAAGUCUCUGUAUGAUAAGGUGUCUGGAGUCAACUUUGAGAAGGCAGUGUUUGAGCCCAUGAAGAUGGAAGACUCUGCAUAUCCCUUCUUGGCCUUCUCUGGAAUCCCCUCUCUCUCCUUCCGCUUCGUCUCUCAGGGGUCUGAGGCCUACCCGUACUACGGCACCUCUCUUGACAACAAGGAUCACCUUGGUUACGCCACCGCCCAUCGUCUUAAUUCCCUAGCCACUGGGGCGGGAUUGGUCGCAGGUCAGCUGGCGUUACGAUUGGUCCACGACCACGUGCUACGUCUAGAUGUGCAACGCUACAGGACGGUUCUCAGACAAUCUGUGGUCAAGAUCAACCAGCGCCUCAAACAAGUCACCCUGGAUGGUUCUGCUGAGAGUCUGUCAGCCCAUUGGCUCAUCAUGGCCUUAGGAUCCUACAGUAGAGCUGCUACUGACCUCAACACUGACCUACUCAACACCGACCUCACUGACACACUGGCUUGCCACAACAUCAACGACCGCAUCAUGAGAGUGGAACACAACCUCCUUUCUCCAUAUGUCUCCCCCAAAGAGGUUCCAUUCCGCCACCUGCUGUUUGGCCGUGGUUCCCACACCCUGGCAGCCCUGUUGGAGGGUGAGGACAGAGAGGUGCUGCGGACCCAGCUGGCCCUGGCCACCUGGACGCUACAGGGCUGUGCCAAUGCUCUCUCUGGAGACGUCUGGGACAGCGACAACCAGAUGUAACAGUGUCCGUCCGUCCAUCCGUCCAUCCUGGUUCACUGUAAAAUCCAGGAUGAGAUGAAGACGGAUUGGUCGGGGGUGACGAUGUAAUAAGAGACCAGGAACUACUGUCAUUCCUUCCAGUUUCAGUUACUGGACUUCCUGAAGAAUGUUGAGAUUGAUCGACCUCUAAUCCCUCGACACAGAGGAGCCUAUUUAUACGUUAUAUAUCUAUCAGUCCAAUAUACAUGUUCUCUGUUUUAAUGAUGAUAAAGUUCUUGUUUAUUUUUAUAACAUUUUUGGAAGCAGUGCCUUCAGACUUAUGGCAGUUUCAUGUUGUUAGUUUAGGUUAAGAGUUGAUUUAUUUUUCAGUGCCAGUGCUCACUAUACAUGUUUAAAUGUCGUUCAUUUUGUUUUUGAUAAAGUUAUCAGGAGCUGUGCCUUCCAGACUUGAUGGUUAUGUGUUCGUUCAUUUUGUUUUUGAUAAAGUUAUCAGGAGCUGUGCCUUCCAGA
This is a messenger RNA of Oncorhynchus gorbuscha (pink salmon), 2942 nucleotides long. Its product is annotated as transferrin receptor protein 1-like. The coding region runs from base 150 to 2453 and encodes 767 amino acids. Gene Ontology annotation, cellular component: external side of plasma membrane. The transcript is spliced from 18 exons. Gene Ontology annotation, biological process: iron ion transport; intracellular iron ion homeostasis. The record is from RefSeq and is a predicted model, not a curated record. NCBI's taxonomy places the organism in Eukaryota, Metazoa, Chordata, Actinopteri, Salmoniformes, Salmonidae.